AUGUGCAGCGCCGACAUCUUUCUCGGCGUCCUCGCCAUCCUCUUCCCUCCUCUUCCAGUUUGGGUGAAGUGCGGUAUCUGCUCGGCGGACUCUCUGAUCAACAUCCUCCUCUUCUUCCUAGGCUAUAUUCCUGGCCUUAUCCACGCCUGGUAUAUCAUCGCGAAAUAUCCCGAUCCCGUAUUUGAGUACAAUAGGGUCGACCAGGAGGAUGGCAGCCGCGUGACGUAUGUCGUCAUCCAGAGCCCGGCGACGAGCCCCCGCCUCAACAGCACAACAUCACGUAUGGCACCGUUGGGCCUGCAUCGCCUCAUGCUCAGCAAGGCCAAGGAGGCUCCAAUGCCAACGCCCAUUCUGCCGGUCCCAGCAACGCGCCGUGUCCUCCUAGCUACGCCGAGGUAG
Parascedosporium putredinis is the source of this 399-nucleotide messenger RNA. NCBI's taxonomy places the organism in Eukaryota, Fungi, Ascomycota, Sordariomycetes, Microascales, Microascaceae. The record is from the annotation of a GenBank genome assembly.